Molecule: messenger RNA, 1537 nt
Organism: Acipenser ruthenus (sterlet)
Lineage: Eukaryota; Metazoa; Chordata; Actinopteri; Acipenseriformes; Acipenseridae
Product: GSK-3-binding protein-like
Exons: 1
Coding region: 108-611 (167 amino acids)
Cellular component (GO): cytoplasm
Source: RefSeq, a predicted model, not a curated record
GGUUUGCUUUUCCGUUGUGCAGCGUGGUGAGAGCGAGGGGGUUGUUGUAUGUCUCAUUCAUUUAAAAGCAAAUUCACGUUUAAAACGUUAAAAGAAAACUAGGUAAUAUGCCUUGUCGAAAGGAGAAUUACAUUUUUUUAGCGCAGUCUGUUACCGUGGACUCAAAAGAGGUGGACGCUCUAGUAACCAAAAUCGGCGAAGCAUUGCAGCUCCACAACAAUAAUACUACUACCACUAGUACUGCUGCUAAUCAGAAGACAGUGUCAUGUCUUCAUAGUAACAACAACAGCCACAACAACUACCACACCAAACAGAAUAAUGCAGCGCUUCAAAAACGACCCGGCUGCUGUUUUCGACUCAGGAGUCGGGCUAAUCAAAACCGAGGGAGCCCAUAUUCAAUACCACAGGACACCGAUCAAGAGUGGGGGAGUUUGAGAGCCUGGAAUCGAAAGAAAAUUGACGUUUCACAGGAGGACGACCCCCACCAGCUUCUUCAGAAAUUGAUUUUGUCUGGAAACCUGAUUAAAGAAGCAGUGAAGCGCCUUCAGUUUUCUGCGGCAGAACGUGCAGAACAUUCAGAAUCUAACGCCGGUGAUAAUCUGCAAUGGUAAUGAUGUGACACAGCUGUAUACACAUUUUCAUUAAAAAAAAUCGAAAGAAAUGGAUUGCCUGUCGUUGAAAAUUAAGAUUCCACCGGGGCUAUUUUUUUCUAAACAAUAAAAAUACUUGCUACCUGUGGUUUUUACAGUUUAUAACAUGCAAUUAAUAAAAUCAGACUCUUUUUAGAAACUGUUUUAAAUAAAUAUUUUUUUGUAAGUCUUAAUUUUUUUUUACAUAGAAAUGUUUUUUUUUAUGUACCGUUAUGUGUACAAUCAUCGUUUUUUAUUGUUAAGGACUGAGAAACCUAAUUUGAAUUUCCCCUCAAUGGCGUGGCAUGUACAUUCUCUGUUUGUACCACACAAGCCAACAUGUUUACGUGCAACCGGUGCACUGUGGGACUUUUGGUUUUCUGUUAAACAUCAAUAACAUGUUUUAGAUUUUUUUUAAGUUUGGAUAUUGUUUGAGACGAAAACAACACUUGCCUUGUUUACAUAGAUAAACAUAUGUCUUUUUUAACAGAUGGAAUUAAAUGGUAACCCAAAGUCGUUGUUCUUAAUAAUAAUGCACUCUGUCCUAGUUGGAUACCAACCAAAACGAUGUUGUUUUGACUGCAGUGAAUUUGCUUUGCAACCACGCCACUAGGGUGCAGCUCAGGAGAAUUGGCACGGCGGACAGCCUCAACUGCUGGAGAGUAGUUUUUCCAAGAAUUACUACCAACUGUUCAGACCUCGGUUGUUGUCGGAGUGUUCAUUGUUGUGGUGUAACCGUGUUGACUUUUAAACAACCCAGACACCCCCAUUUUUGAUCUCAUACAUCCCGACGAGGAGUAAAUAAUUUUGUUUACAUUAUGUACACUUCGUAACGAAGUAUUUCCACCCUUUGCCUGAUUUCUUUCCAGGAUCUUAUGUCUUUUGCAAUAAAAGCAAAUGUGGUUUUA